Zymoseptoria tritici IPO323 is the source of this 1300-nucleotide messenger RNA. RefSeq lists its product as uncharacterized. Bases 20 to 1300 code for a protein of 426 amino acids. The record is from RefSeq and is a predicted model, not a curated record. Gene Ontology annotation, cellular component: tRNA-intron endonuclease complex. The transcript is spliced from 2 exons. Gene Ontology annotation, biological process: tRNA-type intron splice site recognition and cleavage. NCBI's taxonomy places the organism in Eukaryota, Fungi, Ascomycota, Dothideomycetes, Mycosphaerellales, Mycosphaerellaceae.
AUAGACACCCCUUGCUAAAAUGGCCGACGCCGACGAAGAUACCAUGCCCCGUGGCCCAAGCCAAGGCACCGAGGACAUCGACCUCUCCGACGAAACGCAAGACUUUCGCUUUUUGACUUCCAUUUCAAAAUCAGAAUCCUCCCUCCCCAAACGCGGUGAAAAAGACUUUGAGCCCCACGCCACCGCCCUACAAUCCAAUACCCUCGCCGCGUCCCGCGAUGCCAUGCACAAUGCUCUCUCGUAUCAACGCACCCAUGCGCCGAAGGGCAUGACAGUCGGGCAUUACCAUCCUGAGUCGGGAAUGGCGUGGACGAUGAAUCCCAAGGGUCCGUUGUUUGCGAAGAUGGGGCAUGUUCGCAGCGCCAAGGACGAUCCGCUCGGUGGGGGUGUGGAGGAGAGAGGGCAGAGAAUGUGGUUGCUACCCGAGGAAGUCCUGUAUUUGGUGGAGAGAGGGACGCUGGAUGUCCGCUGGCCGCCUGCGGUGGAAGGAGAGGAAGGCUUGCCGAUGAGUUUGCAGGGUGCUUAUGCGAUGUUCAUCGGUGAUGGUGAAGGCGGACUGACAUUAGAGCGGUACUCCGUCUACUCGGGUUUGAAACGCAUGGGCUACACCGUCGUUCGCGCGCCGACAUGGAACUCCCCCGAUCCACCCAACGGAGCAGACUGCUAUCCGCCCUUACGACAAGCGACCUGGCAAACCGGCCUGCUCAACUCCGCUUCACUAUGGAAAAUGCUCUUCGCAUGGCGCUCCACUCCCUCCCCACCUCCCUCACCAACCGAUCCCAUCAUCCAACCCGGAGACUCCUUCCGCUCCUACGACGCCAUCUAUCACCGCCUAGCUCUAAUCCCCUUCUACAACCCCUCCCUGCAAACCCAACCCAACCCCUCCAACCCCGAAGCAGUAGAAACAACCCCACCCUUCCGCAUAACCUACCACAUCUACAAACCCGGCUCAACAACCUACAAGAAAUCCUCCCCCGGCACUCCCGACUUCCGCAUCGCAGUCGUCAACGCGCGGGAGUCCCACCCGCCUACCCUCCAACAGCUAGAUGCGCUAAUGGAGACGUGUCCGUGGGAUCCACCCAAGGAGGGAGCGAACAUGUACGCGAAAUUGAGGCAUGGGUAUAAGAAUGUGAUUUUGGCGGUGGUGGACCAGGGGGUUGCGAGUUUUGUGAGGGUGGCGGAUGCGGCGUUUGGGACGGAGAGGGUUUUUGAGAGGAGGGCGAAGCAGAGUGGAGGGAAGAGGGGUGGGAAGGGUGUGAGGGGAGGGAGAGGUGGGAGGGGGAGGGAUGGUGGGCGGUGA